AUGGUUUCGAUUAAAUAUCUCAUUGUUUUCAUUCAAUUGGCUCUUUUGGCUCAUUGUCUACCAAAUGAGUUGGUGGUAGAGCGAGAGGAACCAAACUAUGCCCCCAAUUGGGACUCUAUAGACAAGAGACCACUUCCCAGUUGGUACGAUGAAUCGAAAAUUGGUAUUUUCAUACAUUGGGGAGUAUUCUCUGUGCCAUCAUUUGGCAACGAAUGGUUUUGGUUAGUUGUCCACUCUAUGCUCGUGGCAAUGGAAUGGAUCCAAAGAAAAAGCAUACAUUGAAUUUAUGACUCAAAACUAUAAGCCACACUUUACUUAUGCAGACUUUGCUAAUCAAUUCACAGCAGAAUUCUAUGAUCCCAACCAUUGGGCCGAUAUAUUCAAAGCCUCGGGAGCUAAAUAUGUUGUGCUCACGAGUAAACAUCACGAGGGCUUUACAAUGUGGCCAUCGAAGACUUCUUGGAAUUGGAAUGCAUUAGAUAUUGGACCCAAUCGGGACUUAUUAGGAGAUUUGGCAACUGCUGUAAGAAAAGCAGGUCUUAAGUUCGGUGCAUAUCAUUCAUGGUUUGAGUGGUUUAAUCCACUUUAUGUUCAGGACAAGAAUAAUAAGUUUAGUACUCAAGAAUUUGUCAAAAUGAAAGCUCGUCCAGAAUUAGAAGAACUAAUCAAUACUUACAAACCUGAAGUGAUUUGGUCUGAUGGCGAUUGGGAAGCGCCGGACACUUACUGGAAUAGUACUGACUUCUUGGCCUGGCUUUACAAUGAAAGUCCAGUAAAAGACACGGUUGUAGUGAAUGACAGAUGGGGUGUAAACACGUCUUGCAAACACGGCGGGUAUUAUAGUUGUGCCGAUCGAUACAAUCCCGGAGUACUACAGCCACACAAGUGGGAGAAUGCCAUGACUUUGGACAAGAGUUCGUGGGGUUACCGAAGAAAUUCACAAUUGAGUGACUAUUUAAGUGUUCACGAGUUAAUCUCAACUUUGGCCCAAACUGUCAGUUGCGGAGGAAAUCUAUUGAUAAAUAUCGGACCCACACAUGACGGGCGAGUGACUCCUAUAUUUGAGGAUCGUUUGAGACAAUUUGGUUCUUGGCUUACAGUGAAUGGAGAGUCCAUUUAUAGCAGUAAACCCUGGAAACAUCAAAAUGAUACCAUCAGUAAAAAUGUUUGGUAUACCCAGAAAGACAAGGCAGUGUAUGCCAUAGUACUGGAGUGGCCACAAACCAAUCAACUAACUCUGGGAGCUGUUGAACCUAAAACUGUGGACACAAUCCAACUCUUGGGAUCAAAAGGCAAUUUAGAGUUUAAGGAGUCGAGCGGAUCCACUCUCGUUACGUUCCCUCAGCUCAACCCCGGGAGCCUUCUCUGGGCUUAUGUCCUCAAAAUUAAUACUAAAUAAAUAUUUGUCUUUCUAUUCUUAA
This is a messenger RNA of Oppiella nova, 1421 nucleotides long. NCBI's taxonomy places the organism in Eukaryota, Metazoa, Arthropoda, Arachnida, Sarcoptiformes, Oppiidae. The record is from the annotation of a GenBank genome assembly.